UAAUCCGUUUUUUUGCUCAGUUUAGUCCGUUAUUCUCAUGCGUAGAGGCUACCGGCUGUUGAGACCGCAGAUUCAGCCUCUCUCCUGUGAGGACUCAACGCUUUGCCCUUUGAUCCAGCGACUAACAACGACCCUCUCCAGUUCAACACCUCCAGCGGACCGUUGGUGACCGAGUGUCCUCCUCUUGAAAACGGGGCUGAGAAUAGCAAGAAGAGGAAGCGAGCCAGCCUGCCUGCAGCAGGGUUAACUGAUGUACGCCAGCUGCCUCCUUCUUUCUGGCGUCAGUGUUCUAAACCAGUGAGCUGAACAUCUCUGCUGCCUCCUGUCGUCUUUAUCAUCCUGCCACCCUGUGCGUGAGGGUCCCAUUGAACAAGAACAAAUAAAAGAUCACGUCACAAAAGGGAUCCGUAACAUUGCCAUGGACUCCAAUUCAAUGACGAUGCCCAUGUCAGACCCCAACCCCUGGGCAACAGCCAUGAACAACUUGGGGAUGCCUCCAAUGGGCAUGACUGGACAACCAAUUAUGCCAGAUUUUGAUCCUAACCUUGGUAUGAUUCCUGGAAUUACACCCAUGAACCCAAUGAUUCCCGGCUUGGGUAUGGUACCCGCACCCCUCUCGCAGGACAUACCCGUCAUCAAAGAGAUCAUCCACUGCAAGAGCUGCACACUGUUCCCCCCCAACCCCAAUCUCCCCCCUCCGGCCACCAGAGACCGCCCUCCAGGGUGUAAGACUGUGUUUGUAGGUGGUCUGCCAGAGAACGCGACAGAGCAGCUCAUCAUGGAGGUCUUCGGACAGUGUGGCGACAUCACCGCUAUUCGCAAAAGCAAGAAAAACUUCUGCCACAUCCGAUUCGCCGAGGAAUUCACUGUAGACAAGGCACUCUUCUUGUCUGGUUACCGUAUCCGUUUGGGCUCCAGCACCGACAAGAAAGACACCGGCCGACUCCAUGUGGACUUCGCCCAGGCCAGAGAUGACCUCUACGAGUGGGAGUGUCGCCAGCGCAUGUUGGCCAGAGAGGAGCGGCACCGGCGCAAGAUGGAGGAGGAUCGCCUCCGGCCGCCCUCCCCUCCUCCCAUCGUCCACUACUCGGAGCAUGAGUGCAGCCAACUGGGCGAUAAAAUCAAAGACGACGGAAAAUUUGCCGAAGCGGUGCGUGUGCUCUUGACCUGGCUGGAGCGAGGUGAAGUCAAUCGCAGGAAUGCCAACAACUUUUACUCCAUGAUCCAGUCCUCCAACAGCCACAUCCGACGGCUGAUGAGCGAGAAGUCUCAGCAUGAGAAGGAGAUGGAGGAGGCCAAAGAAAAAUUCAAGACCGCCCUGGCUGGCAUACUGGCUCAAUUUGAACAGAUUGUGUCUGUAUUCCAAGCUGCUUCCAAACAAAAGGCAUGGGACCAUUUCUCCAAAGCUCAGCGCAAGAACCUGGACAUGUGGCGCAAACAAGCAGAGGAAAUUCGAAACAUGCACAAUGAGCAGCUGAUGGGGAUCAGGCGAGAGGAGGAGAUGGAGAUGUCUGACGAUGACAUGGAGGACACCCCUGACAGCAAGGAUUCCGAGGACUCAGGUGUAUCACAAGCAGAAGCCUUAAAGGAGGAGAACGACUCUCUGCGCUGCCAGCUGGACGCCUACAGGAACGAGGUGGAGCUCCUCAAACAGGAACAAGGGAAGAACCAGCCAAUGAGGAGUGAAGAGGACAACACACACUCACAGCAGCUCAGCUUCCUCCAGCAGGCACUGCAGGGCAUGCAGAAGCAACUGUUAAAAAUGAGAGAAGAAUUAAAACAGCGCGAGACGGACCUCGAGAAGAGUUUGGAGGACAAACAGCAGCUGACGAACCAGGUCCAGACUCUGAAAGAAGGACUCCAAAACCUGCAGAACACACAAAUAAUACAGCUGGAGAUGUCGACGCAAGACGACAGAGGCAGCGAGGAGAGCGCUAAUCAAACCAAUGAAGGAGCUGCGUCGACGGUGGUGUCCUGCAGUCAGGAGAAAGAAGGUCCCACAGAGAAGAGUCCACAGAGUCCUGUCCACUCGGAGAGAGAGGCGCUGCUAGUCGGGAUCAUCUCGACGUUCCUGCACGUCCACCCGUUCGGAGCCAGCAUCGAGUACAUCUGUUCCUACCUGCAGCGUUUGGACACGAAGAUUAACCCCGGCGAGGUGGAGGCUCUGCUGUCACGACUGCCCUGCACCUUCAGACAGGAGCUGACCGGCGUGGGCGCCAGUCUGGAGAAACGCUGGAACUUCUGCGGCUUUCAGGGCAUCAAGAGCACAUAAGACCUUACUGCUGACACUUCUGGGACGAGCAGACAAAGCAACACAGGGACGUUAUAUAAAAUGUGAAAGACAUAAAAACCCACAGAUAUCAAAGGGAGUGGGCUGAACCUGACUGUAACAAGGACACAGAAGACUGAGCACAAAUCUCAGAUCAGGAGGAAUGUUACAUGAGCAUUUCAGAGACUCUGUGUAGGUGGCACAGACGUACAGUACAAACGCGCCAUCGCCAUGGUUACAGGAAUGUUGACACCAAACCUCGGUGACAAAAUCCUCAUGAGCUUGAACUCUCAGUAUCUCAGUGUCUGCAAAAUAUUUUUAGACAUAAUGACUCUGACGGUGGCAGAAGAGCCGAUUCCUACAGUCACUGGAUUAUAAUGUAGUCGCCGUCUACGGGGGGGGGGGGGGGACUUUGUACUGUCUGAACCUGUGAUUGGCUCCAUGUGCUGUCAGUGUGGGCCAGGACUACAGGGCUAACAGGGAGGUUAUCAGGGUCUACGUGAACACUUCAAACCUCUGUACCCUUCAUCCUCCUCCUCCUCCUCUUCUCUCUGUUCCUGGUUUGUAAAAUAGAUCACAAAUGAAUAUAUUUCUUCAUUUUCUGUAAAGGCUGUUCAGAGUUGCAUAGAAUCAUUUGUUGUAAUACACUGUAAAUGCCUGGAUGAUAUUUUUGAUUAUAAAAGGACAUUUGAGUA
Sphaeramia orbicularis (orbiculate cardinalfish) is the source of this 2964-nucleotide messenger RNA. RefSeq names its product ecto-NOX disulfide-thiol exchanger 2 (gene enox2). The transcript has 16 exons. Gene Ontology annotation, molecular function: RNA binding; oxidoreductase activity. Gene Ontology annotation, biological process: ultradian rhythm. The record is from RefSeq and is a predicted model, not a curated record. The coding region runs from base 419 to 2272 and encodes 617 amino acids. NCBI's taxonomy places the organism in Eukaryota, Metazoa, Chordata, Actinopteri, Kurtiformes, Apogonidae. Gene Ontology annotation, cellular component: external side of plasma membrane; plasma membrane.